Molecule: messenger RNA, 2538 nt
Organism: Dibothriocephalus latus
Lineage: Eukaryota; Metazoa; Platyhelminthes; Cestoda; Diphyllobothriidea; Diphyllobothriidae
Source: the annotation of a GenBank genome assembly
AUGCUAGAGCCCAGUAAUAACUUGCCAAUCUCUGAGGAUGCAGCCUUUUCUGGUGAUUUAUCUAAGGACGAAGCCCUAGAGGGAUCACCUGGCCUGCCAACAACUUGCGGCGUGUGCCAAAAUACGCUCAAAAACCCCGUCAUAUUAAAUUGUCUACACAUUUUUGAUCGCGACUGUCUUAUAAACUACGAAAAUAAUGACGGUCUUGCAGACUACAUCAAGUGUCCGCGUUGCGAGAAAACAUCCGGUGGACUGAAGAGUCUGGAGCCUUUUAAUAUUUCUGUUCUUGAGAAAAAAGAAGACUCCGAUACUAAUGAAUCCGAAACUGUCAUAAAAUGUUCAACCUGCACUGAAGGUCGGGAAGCACAGUAUAGAUGUAUACACUGUGCAGGUACCCUCUGUGAUAGGUGUAGAGACAUACAUAAGGUCAUGAAACUUUUCUCCUUCCAUGAAGUUCUUGACCUUACCGAAAGCGAGAAGAAAAACAUAAAAGAACUUACAAAAACCAUGCAAAACGCUAAGCCAGUGCCAUGCACAGAACAUGCGGGCGAUGUAUACUCUUUGUUCUGCAUGCAAUGUCACGUUUCCAAUUCAAAAACCUCACAGGUACCUAUGUGCCGUGGAUGCUAUGAAACCGAUCACAAGGGUCAUGUUAAAUUAAGUUUGACGGCUGUACCGAAGCACCUCGAAUCUCUCUUGUCCGAGGGAAUGCGCGAAUGUCACGAAAAACAGGAUACCUUCCGUGAAGUGACAGAUAGUUUGCAUUCUGCGUUAUCUGAUCUAAGCGCCUCUCGCGACCACAACAAAAACCACAUUGAGGAACUUUGCAACACAUGGAAGGCCGCAGUCGAUGCAGUCAAGGAGGAAUUCCUUCAGAAAAAUCGCGAACUUCACGAUGACCUCGAGAUGAGGGUUUGGUCUCGCAUUAACCAAAUUAGGAAGACCGUCGACCAUAUUGAUUUUGUUUCGGAGUUUUGCUCUUCCUACUUGCAGAAGUGUUCUACGCUUCAAAUGAGCAGGCUGGUUAAGGUCGUCCUAGGUUGUAUUGAACAGUUGAAGUCGACAAAUUUUCGUCCUGACAUACCUUCGAAAAUUUUGUUUAACGAGCCCCAGAGUUCUAUUAACUCCGUAAUCUACAACAAUUUUGGAUCAUUUGACUUGCCGACCACAGAGGCAGCGCAUCUCCUCUCUGACAGCUCCCCAGUUUCGGACCAUGCCGGACGUCUUCUCAGGCUGAAUACUUUCCCCGGAGAAGAUCUGAGCGAGACUUUUAAGAAUUUGGCGGUGAAGACGAGCCAUUCUCACGACCACUUCGCAAGUCAGCACCAAUUACCGGUGGGCUUGUCAGACACUCAUACAGGUCAAAACAGAGCCAUAACCACAGGCCUCAUGUCUGAGAACGGGGAUACGUCCGCCAUCGUUCCACACCGUGCUGGCCCUAUCAGUUUGGCAUCGAACGUUUCAGCUUGGGGAGAUUUGCCAAUGGGGACUUUCGACCAAGCCUUUAAUUCACAUGUAACGCAAAUGAACCCUGUGUUUCUCAAUCAGGGUCUUACCGUUGGUCCGGUUAGUCAGGAUGGGCUGCGCUCUCCGUCUAUUUGUCCUCCCGGAAUGGAUCUGGACCCUAACAGUCUCUUAUCGAGGUCCAAACUGCCUGUCAGUUACAAUGCAUCCCUUUACGAAUACUCUCGUAUACGAUCAGCACGGUGCGCUAGUAUGUCGUUAUUAGCAAAGUGGGGCUCACUUGGUUGCGAACUUGGGCGCCUUAACUCGCCCCAUGGCUUCUGUCUUGGUUUUGAUGAAGAAAUUGUUGUCGCGGACACUUACAACCAUCGAAUACAGAUUUUUAGUAAACUUGGAGACUUUAUUUCAUUCUUUGGCGUCUCGGGACGCGUGGAUGGACUGUUAUGGUACCCAAGAAAAGUGGCCAUUAUACGACAAAGUCAACGCUACGUCGUUUGCGAUCGUGGUAAUGAACGGUCGCGAAUGCAACUUUUCAGUCGUAGUGGUCAUUUUGUUCGACGUAUUCAAAUAAAGUAUAUUGACAUAGUUGCGGGCUUGGCCAUCAACCAACAUGGUCACAUAGUCGCCAUCGACAGCGUGUCUCCCUCAGCCUUUGUUCUGUCAGAGGAAGGUGAACUGAUAAGGUGGUUUGACUGCAGCAACUAUAUGAAGGAGCCGUCCGAUGUCGCAAUCCACGGCCGAGAGUACUACAUUUGCGACUUUAAGGCGCAUUGUGUCAUCGUGUUCCAAGAAGAUGGUACUUACAUUCGUCGUAUCGGUGGCGAGACAAUCACUGACUUCCCUAACGGUAUAGACGUCAGUGACCACGGAGAUGUGCUUGUUGGAGAUUCUCAUGGCAAUCGGUUUCAUAUUGCCGUAUUUAAUAGGACCGGUGAUCUUCUCAGUGAAUUUGUCUGCAAUCAGACCAAAGUCAGUAGGUCCUGCUGCCUAAAGAUAACAACGGAAGGCUAUGUCGUCACCUUGGCCCGAAGUUCGAACAAUGUGCUAGUUUUGGAUACGCUUUACAUAAGCUAA